AUGCAGACUUCAGACGAGCAAUAUCAUCUAAUAGAUUCCAGUGGCAUCCAAUCAGAACAGAUUCGUCUGAGAGAAUUGCAGAAUGAACUGAUCGGUAAAUUCUAUGUGUUGAAUGAGAAUUUCAAUAGAUUGACCAGCUCGGAGUCAAAUAAGUUCGCCAGCAGCUGUGCAGAGGCUACAGCUUUGAGUCGUCGUAGUGGCGUCUAUCAGAUCCUCGUGCGCAACUACAGUCUACAUCCGAUUAUCGUGAGUUGCGAGGAAGAGACACAUGGCGGAGGCUGGACAACUGUGUUGAGACGACAGGAUGGCAGUGUCGACUUCUAUCGCUUCUGGAAGGACUUCAAGAAUGGUUUCGGCAACGUGAUCGGCGAGUUUUUCAUCGGACUUGAGCUGCUGCAUAUCAUUACCAACGUUGCGGAUCAGGAAUUACUCAUAGUCAUGGAGGACUUUAAUGGACGACAUAGGUUUGCCAAGUAUGAUCAAUUUGAAAUUGGUAGCGAAGAUGAAGCAUAUAAAUUGCGUACACUGGGCACAUAUUCCGGAGAUGCGGGCGAUUCCUUAAAAGACCAUUUAGGUCUAAAGUUCUCAACACGGGACAGAGACAACGAUCAGAAAGAUACGUUUAAUUGUGCUGAAAUUUAUACGGGUGGUUGGUGGUACGAUGCUUGCUAUAAAAGCCACCUGAUGGGAAAAUAUCAAGACUCAUCCUUGGGCGCAGGCAUUAAUUGGUAUCCUUUUGCGACUUCCACGGGCACAUUAAAAGGUGCCCAGAUGAUGAUAAGACCUAGAAGGUAUUGAAAUUGCUGCGGAUAAAAAUAAAAAUAAAAAUCAAUAACAUAAUUCUUCAUUCAAAAUGUAUCAGAAGCAAAAGAGCUAUAAACAUUUUUAUAUGUCACUAAUAGGUAUAUAUCUUGAACAUGCUUAGUUGCAAUUGAUUCAAUCUUGGCACAUUUUGUAAAGUGCAUUUUAUAUGUUUUUUAAUUAAAUUGUUAUUAAA
Messenger RNA from Drosophila grimshawi, 997 nucleotides. RefSeq names its product techylectin-5B-like. The coding region runs from base 1 to 798 and encodes 265 amino acids. The transcript has 3 exons. The record is from RefSeq and is a predicted model, not a curated record. NCBI's taxonomy places the organism in Eukaryota, Metazoa, Arthropoda, Insecta, Diptera, Drosophilidae.